AUAGUUUAGGGAAAUAUGGAUAAUAGGUAAGGGUAUUCUUGUCAUUUGGGCAUUUGCUAAACAUAGUGUUGACGACGAAACGGCGUCGUAUUAGUGGAGAUUCCAGCGGCAAAAUCCUUCUCACCUUAGAAACACUAUCUAUCGACUACAACCAUGAGCGCUCUUACCUCGACGACUCUCUACAACGCAAGAUUUCCCGGUACGUUCCUUCUACGCCCCAGAAAUUAUGGAAUUAGAGUUCGAUUUCCUCUGCAAGGUACUAGAGCACAAGCCAGUUCAACGGAGCCGGACAUACAGACACAGCAGUCUGAAGAAGAUGUUCGACAAUCCGAUAAAGAUCAAGAAGUUGAAGAGACAAGCAGGAAUUCGAGUGGGCUGACGACAUCGGCGCCUGUCCUCGAUAAAGAUCUCAAAAAGGUGGUCCAAAAGACAGCUGCGACCUUUGCGCCAAGAGCUUCGACUGCAACCAAAAACCCUGCUGUACCUGGCACGGUUUUAUACACCGUAUUUGAGGUUCAAGGAUAUGUCUCUCUGUUACUUGGUGGAGCUCUCUCUUUCAAUCUUUUAUUUCCUUCAAAUGAACCGGACUUAUGGAGGCUAAUGGGCAUGUGGUCCAUAUGGAUGUUCACUAUACCUUCCCUCCGUGCACGGGACUGCUCCAAGAACGAGAAAGAAGCGCUGAAUUACCUCUUCCUUCUGAUUCCAUUGAUUAACAUCAUCAUCCCAUUUUUCUGGAAAUCAUUUGCUGUAGUAUGGUCUGCCGACACCAUAGCCUUUUUUGGAAUGUACACCUGGAAGCUUGGAUGGCUUUCACAGAAAGAAUAGGUAAAAUAUCUCGUAAAAGAAUACAUACCUCAAGUUCAGGCCGGCAUCUCAAUACACCCGCAUAUACACUUCCUGCAAGAACAAUUAAUCCAAGCCAAUGUUGGGUCCAUUCCGGGAGACUGCAAAGGCUGUUGUUCUUGAGGAAGAUGGUAAAUUAUAACUUUCAGUAGCACUUAGUGCUGUGCUGUGAUGCAGAUAUUUGUCGAAACAUUGGUCGGAUACGGUUGUUUUGCUCACAAAUAUUGAUUUGAUCUAUAAGUAGAGAAGCCAAAGAGAGGCUGAAUCA
Andrographis paniculata is the source of this 1111-nucleotide messenger RNA. RefSeq names its product protein RESISTANCE TO PHYTOPHTHORA 1, chloroplastic. The transcript has 4 exons. Gene Ontology annotation, biological process: defense response. The record is from RefSeq and is a predicted model, not a curated record. Lineage: Eukaryota; Viridiplantae; Streptophyta; Magnoliopsida; Lamiales; Acanthaceae. The coding region runs from base 154 to 825 and encodes 223 amino acids. Gene Ontology annotation, cellular component: chloroplast.